Messenger RNA from Dipodomys spectabilis (banner-tailed kangaroo rat), 1713 nucleotides. Its product is annotated as basic proline-rich protein-like. The transcript has a single exon. NCBI's taxonomy places the organism in Eukaryota, Metazoa, Chordata, Mammalia, Rodentia, Heteromyidae. Bases 1 to 1713 code for a protein of 570 amino acids. The record is from RefSeq and is a predicted model, not a curated record.
AUGCGUGGUACGCCCGCCCCCGCCCAGUCCCCCCUCUCUGGGGAUGCGCGCCCCCUCCCCUGCCACCUCCCCGUCACCGGCCGCGGGCGACAGCGCACAUCAGCGCCGCCUCGGACCCACCGGGCGACCACGGACCACCGCGGCCCAGGGCUGCUUCUGACACAACACACCUCCCCAGCCAUCCCGACUCCGCGCUGCGAGGCCCGGAGGAGGGGAGGGGAGCGGCCGCCCCCGGUCACCGGCCACCGGCCACCCCGCCACCGGCCACCCCGCCCCGCCACCGGCCACCGGCCACCCCACCGGCCACCCCGCCACCAGCCACCGGCCACCCCACCGGCCACCCCGCCACCAGCCACCGGCCACCCCGCCACCGGCCACCGGCCACCCCACCGGCCACCCCGCCACCGCCCACCGGCCACCCCGCCACCGGCCACCCCGCCCCGCCACCGGCCACCCCGCCACCGGCCACCCCGCCCCGCCACCGGCCACCGGCCACCCCACCGGCCACCCCGCCACCAGCCACCCCGCCCCGCCACCGGCCACCGGCCACCCCACCGGCCACCCCGCCACCAGCCACCGGCCACCCCACCGGCCACCCCGCCACCAGCCACCAGCCACCCCGCCACCGGCCACCGGCCACCCCACCGGCCACCCCGCCACCGCCCACCGGCCACCCCGCCACCGGCCACCCCGCCACCAGCCACCGGCCACCCCACCGGCCACCCCGCCACCGGCCACCGGCCACCCCGCCACCAGCCACCGGCCACCCUGCCACUGGCCACCGGCCACCAGCCACAGGCCACCGGCCACCCCGCCACCGACCACCCCGCCACCCCCGCCACCCCCGCCACCAGCCACCGGCCACCCCGCCACCCCACCGGCCACCCCGCCACCGGCCACCCCGCCACCGGCCACCGGCCACCCCGCCACCGGCCACCCCGCCACCCCGCCACCCCCGCCAUCCCGCCACCCCCGCCACCGGCCACCGGCCACCCCGCCACCCCACCGGCCACCCCGCCACCCCGCCACCCCGCCACCGGCCACCGGCCACCCCGCCACCCCACCGGCCACCCCGCCACCGGCCACCGGCCACCCCGCCACCGGCCACCGGCCACCCCACCGGCCACCCCGCCACCAGCCACCGGCCACCCCGCCACCGGCCACCGGCCACCAGCCACAGGCCACCGGCCACCCCGCCACCGGCCACCCUGCCACCCCGCCACCCCGCCACCCCGCCACCCCCGCCACCGGCCACCGGCCACCCCGCCACCCCACCGGCCACCCUGCCACCGGCCACCCCGCCACUGGCCACCCCGCCACCGGCCACCGGCCACCCCGCCACCGGCCACCCCGCCACCCCCGCCACCGGCCACCCCGCCACCGGCCACCGGCCACCCCGCCACCCCGCCACCGGCCACCCCGCCACCGGCCACCCCGCCACCCCGCCACCGGCCACCCCGCCACCGGCCACCCCGCUACCGGCCACCCCGCCACCCCACCGGCCACCCCGCCACCGGCCACCCCGCCACCCCCGCCACCUGCCACCCCGCCACCGGCCACCCCGCCCCGCCACCCCGCCACCGGCCACCCCGCCCCGCCACCGCUCACCCCGCCGCCGGCCACCCCGCCCCGCCACCGGCCACCGGCCACCCUGUCACCGGCCACCCCGCCACCGGCCACCCUGCCCGGCAAGCCCGGCCGGGGCAGAGCUGA